Molecule: messenger RNA, 1173 nt
Organism: Puma concolor (puma)
Lineage: Eukaryota; Metazoa; Chordata; Mammalia; Carnivora; Felidae
Gene: KRT36
Product: keratin 36
Biological process (GO): epithelial cell differentiation; intermediate filament organization
Cellular component (GO): intermediate filament cytoskeleton
Molecular function (GO): structural constituent of skin epidermis
Source: RefSeq, a predicted model, not a curated record
GUUGGGAGCGGGGGCUGGUUCUGCGAAGGCGCCUUCAAUGGCAACGAGAAGGAGACCAUGCAGUUCCUGAACGACCGCCUGGCCAACUACCUGGAGAAGGUGCGCCAGCUGGAGCGGGAGAACGCAGAGCUGGAGACCAGGAUCCGGGAGUGGUAUGAGUCUCAGAUCCCGUACAUCUGCCCAGACUACCAGUCGUAUUUCAAGACCAUCGAGGACCUCCAGCAGAAGAUCCUGCUGACCAAGGCUGAGAACGCCAGGCUAGUCCUGCAGAUUGACAACGCCAAGCUGGCUGCCGACGACUUCCGGACCAAGUACGAGACGGAGCUGUCCAUGCGGCAGCUGGUGGAGGCCGACACCAACGGCCUGCGCAGGAUCCUGGACGAGCUGACCCUGUGCAAGGCCGACCUGGAGGCCCAGGUGGAGUCCCUGAAGGAGGAGCUGCUGUGCCUCAAGAAGAACCACGAGGAGGAAGUCAACACACUCCGUUGCCAACUUGGGGACCGACUGAACGUGGAGGUGGAUGCUGCCCCCCCGGUGGAUCUCAACAAGAUUCUUGAUGAUAUGAGAUGUCAGUAUGAGGCCCUGGUGGAGAAUAACCGUCGAGACGUGGAGGCCUGGUUCAACACCCAGACCGAGGAGCUGAACCAGCAGGUGAUGUCCAGCUCGGAGCAGCUGCAGUGUUGCCAGACGGAGAUCAUCGAGCUGAGACGCACGGUCAAUGCCCUGGAGAUCGAGCUGCAGGCCCAGCACAGCAUGAGGAACUCCCUGGAAUCCACCCUGGCGGAGACCGAGGCGCGCUACAGCUCCCAGCUGGCCCAGAUGCAGUGCCUGAUCAGCAACGUGGAGGCCCAGUUGGCCGAGAUCCGCUGUGACCUGGAGCGGCAGAACCAGGAGUACCAGGUGCUGCUGGACGUCAAGGCCCGGCUGGAGUCGGAGAUUGCCACCUACCGCCGCCUGCUGGAGGGCGAGGACUGCAAGCUGCCUGCCCACCCUUGUGCCACAGAAUGCAAGCCUUCCGUUAGGGUACCUUACGUCUCGACUGUGCCCUGUGCUCCGGCUGUGCCCUGCGGCCCGGCUCCCCAGGUCAGCACCCAGAUCCGCACCAUCACCGAGGAGAUCAGAGACGGGAAGGUCGUCUCCUCCAGGGAGCACCUGCAGCCCUGCCCACUGUAG